Colletotrichum chrysophilum is the source of this 903-nucleotide messenger RNA. RefSeq lists its product as uncharacterized. Lineage: Eukaryota; Fungi; Ascomycota; Sordariomycetes; Glomerellales; Glomerellaceae. The coding region runs from base 1 to 903 and encodes 300 amino acids. The record is from RefSeq and is a predicted model, not a curated record. Gene Ontology annotation, biological process: polyketide metabolic process. The transcript has a single exon.
AUGCAAGUGACUGACGAUGCCUACAAUUCGCUGGACUUCUCCAGAUUCAACCACCGGGAGGACACUAUCGUCUACAUGCCGGGAGGAAGAGAGUUUAAUAUGGUCCAGCACGUUCAGGACCUGCAGAACACAUACGCAAGCUUCCCCAAUGUUGCAGUCACCAACCAUCCUUACAAGGUGGCCUUUGGAGAGGGCAACUGGACCAUUACCAUGACCGAUGUCACCGGAACCAAUACCGGCCCAAUUCAGGCCCCAGAUGGAUGGCGGAGUCCGACCGGCCGCCACGUCAACUAUGAGUUCAUGACCGCGGCGUACUGGCAAGAAGGCAGAAUCGUCAUAGAGCACCUCUGGAUGGACCUUGUCACCAUGGAACGUCAGAUGGGCUUCUUCCCGUCCCCAGUCACCACAGAUGGAACUCAGUCGCUCACUUUGAGCCCUUAUACCAUACCCCUUGCGGUCAACCCAUCCGCCAACACAUCAGAAACGAACAAGGCGUCUCAUCAGAAGUUCGAGAUGGCCUUGAACGGCGGUCAAUUCAAUUCUGACAGCCUGAUGCUUUCCCCCAAUGUCACGAUCUUCACCUCGCGCGAGGACACUCCCAAUGGACUCAACAGCGACCAGUUGUUUGCACUCGUCAGCCAGUUGCAGAAGUCAUUCUCGAACCUCCACUUGUCCCCUCAAGUGAUUUUCGGAUCCGGCGAUUGGACUGCGUCAGUGGCUCGGCUCAGCGGCAACCUCACGAAUGCUUUGGCAGUUCCGGAGUACAUCUCCCCGACUCCAAUCGAUGCAACCAAUAAGGGCUUUGACUCUUGGUUCUACACGAUUGCACGAUGGCAGGAUGGCAAGAUCACCCACUUGAAGUUCAUGGCCGAUGUGCUUGGCAUCCUCAGUCAAGUGCAAUAG